Molecule: messenger RNA, 1414 nt
Organism: Caenorhabditis sp. 36 PRJEB53466
Lineage: Eukaryota; Metazoa; Nematoda; Chromadorea; Rhabditida; Rhabditidae
Source: the annotation of a GenBank genome assembly
AUGAGUCCAUCUAACCUUUCCUUUCGAUUCCUCCUCUUCCUUCUACUCAUUGCAGUCGCCAGUUCUUAUCUGCCUUCUGAUUACGGUAAGUUUUUUUUGUUUUCUGAAUGUUAUCAGUUCGAAUUCAGGUGAAGAUUCGGAAAAGUCGAUUGAAGAGUCGAACUGGGUCGAUGAGAAGGAGAUCCGUCAGCGUCUCUCUGUGAUUGCCGCCGAAAAGUUCUCGCAUCACUAUCACGAACGGCUGGUACGUUGUCUGCCACCUUCGAAUCAUAAAAAGACACCACCAACUAGAAUAAAACUGAAUUGUACAGUACAGAAAGAGAUACAUUGUAAAGGAGAAGAAGUGACGUCGACAAAACGGUAUAAAGACACCUAAACUUGAUACACUUUUCCGUCCCUUCUGCCCAAUUAUAAAAGAUUCCGACCACUGAACCGGAAAAGAAAAUGUUUAGUUAAGUUGAUGUUUCAUUUGCAGGCCGCGGUUCAAAAUGUGACGAAAAGCAGGUCGAUGAGCAGGUCAGCUGUCGAGAAGAGGCGUACGAAAAGAGACGGAGGCAUCGUGACGGGACCCAUCGCCACCGCUCUCGUUACCGGAAUGAUUGGUAAGAGACGCAAAUCGCAACCUUUUUGACUCAUUCGCGGCAUUUUCUGACUCAUGUACAUUCCGGCUCUCCCCGGCGAGCCCACGUCCACUUCAAACAACCCGUCCACACUUUGCUCUGACUCACUAUUUUCUUUUCAGGAAUGACGGCCAAGACGGUCUCCGAACUGACGAGUUUCCAUCCGCGACUAUCGGAGGGCGGCUGUGAAUGGUUCGGAACCGCGCCCCUCUGCAACUUUCCGUGCCCAUCAGAUUACGAUUACAUUCGCGCAAACAACGGAAGAUGCUCUUCUUGGUGGCUCUCCGGCUUCUGCUCACCCGACCCGAGCUUCGGAAAGCCGUGCUCCACUAUUCUGGGAGAUUACUUCAGCAAGAGAUUCUGCUGUAAAUCGGAUCCGCUGGAGUGCACGUGGUCUGGAAGGUGGAUGGGGGCAAACACGGCGCACAAUAUCUACUGUCGGUACGAUAACGUUGGAAAGUGUGGAACCAUCGACUGCUCCAUUAAUCAUUUUAAUAUGAAGGUAUUCCAUAGACGUUGUCCCAUCUUUAUCUGUUUGUUCCAGGCUCAAAACUCAUCGGAAAUCAGCGGGGACCGAUGUGAUCAUCUGGAGCUGUUUGGUCUUCGGGGGAAGGCGACGUGCGGAUACAUUGCUUGGUUCGACGAAGAAGGAAACAUCGUCAAUUCGUGGUACAAGACGAGGUAACAUCCGGAUCUGCGUACACUUCUUUCUUCUUUCGUCUCUCUUUCUCUGUUUCUCUCUUUUUGAUCUCGCUGUUCCAAUUGUAUCUUGUCAUCUUUUUUGCAGGCGGUAG